AUGAAUUACAUUUUAUUGUUUAUCGCGCUUAUAUUACCGGCAAACGUGUCUUGUUUUUUACGAGAGUUAUUAUUUCCACGGAAGCCGAUUUUGAACCGCGUUAGGACCAGGGAUUCCCUUCAAGUGAGACUUGCUGAUGACACUGCUGUUUUGGACUUUGUCGGCUUGGUACAACAAUAUAACUACCCAGCAGAAGAGCACAAUUUAACAACCAAAGAUGGCUACAACUUGAUCAUCCACAGGAUUCCCGAUAGCCCAAAGUCAAAGUCGUUAAAAAAAAAAUCAGUUGUAUUUCUUCAGCACGGUGUUUUUGGUUCCUCAGACUCGUGGGUUCUUAUAGGACCUGACAAAGACCUUGCUUUUAUCCUAGCAGACCAAGGAUACGACGUCUGGAUUGGCAAUGUCAGGGGUAACUCUUACUGUCGUUCACACCAAGAGCUGUCAACGUCAGACCGCGAUUUCUGGAAAUUCAGUUAUCACGAGAUCGCAAUAUUCGACGUAGCUGAAAUGAUCGACUACGUUUUGAACGAGACAAACGAAAAAUCGCUUACCUACAUCGGUCACUCAAUGGGUUCGACCGUGAGCCUUGUUCUUCUUUCGGAAAAACCGGAAUACAAUGAAAAAAUAAAAUUACUGUUCAACCUUGCACCAGUCGCUUAUUGGAACGCUAUCUCUCAAAGAGCUAUUUAUAGCGUUCUUGUUAAGUACAGAGAUUUGUUAAAGAAAUUCCUUGAAACAAUUGAAGUUUAUGAUUUGAUGCCGCAAAGUUCAACGAAUAAAAUUCUGGCUAAAGAAUUUUGCCGUGAUAAUCUUCCGACACAAGAAAUAUGUGUUGCUUUGAUUUUUGCAAAUGUUGGGAUUAGUCCUCAUCAGCUUAAUAAGUUACGUUCCUGCUGGAAGUUCAGUUAUGAAUCAUUUAGUCAAUACGACUACGGUUAUAUCGACAACUUCAAAAUAUAUGGAAAGAAAAGACCACCAGCCUACAAUUUAAAAAAAAUAACAACCAACGUUGCACUAAUAUAUUCCGACAAUGAUUACUUCACUCCAGUGGAGAAUGUAUUAGAGCUGAAGAAAAGGUUGCCAAAUAUCGUGUUCUUCGGCAAAAUAGACUACGAUACUUUCAAUCAUUUAGACUACCUCUUCGCUCAGGACGCUAAGGAGCUCCUGUACAAUAGAAUAACAAAACUUAUUUCUCAGUAUUAA
Messenger RNA from Cotesia congregata, 1203 nucleotides. The record is from the annotation of a GenBank genome assembly. Lineage: Eukaryota; Metazoa; Arthropoda; Insecta; Hymenoptera; Braconidae.